Biomphalaria glabrata is the source of this 800-nucleotide messenger RNA. RefSeq lists its product as uncharacterized. Bases 98 to 616 code for a protein of 172 amino acids. Lineage: Eukaryota; Metazoa; Mollusca; Gastropoda; Planorbidae. The record is from RefSeq and is a predicted model, not a curated record. The transcript is spliced from 6 exons.
AAGCUAAUUGUAUACGUGUCAGUUGGUACUUGAGUCAGACGUGACAAGAACGUUCCAGAACCAGUCCGUUGAAGACGUUGUGUUUGUAGAACAGAAAAUGUUUCACCCUCUGCUGCUGUGUUGUCUUGCUUUACUCCUGGCUGUUUCAGACUGUUUGCAAUUGUCACAAAGAGACGAUAAGUGUGGUAAAAUUAAUGAAUGUUUAGACAGUAUUGACCGUUUUGAGAUAGAUGACUUUAGAAGACUGUGGAAAUUUGCUGACCGAACCUAUUAUGAUAAUUACUGUGGAUUCAACAGAAAGGCGGAGAAGUGCGUAAAGAAUCUUAGUCACCUUAAAAACGAUUGCGAGAAAGAAAUGCGACGUGUAAGAGUUGAUUUGGACGUGGCUGAAUUCUUGUGCUCCAAUAAUGGCAAAACUGCUGUGGAGAUGCUGCCCAAGUCUGUUUGUACACAUGCUAAACUGGCCGAAUGCUAUUACGAUAGUGCUUCAAGUGACUGCUAUGGAAACAAUGAGGAAUUCAGCUCUUGCAUUGCCGGUCCUCUGGCCAGGAAAUGUGGAGAAGAAAUUACUUACAUUCAAAAAAAGAUAAAUGAAAUCAUAUCUCGCGAAAAAUGAUAGCGAUUGAACACCAGGACAUGAAAUAUGUGAUUUACAAAGGCCAAAGCUGAAAUGAGACGCUAAAUUUGAAAAGAAAUUUGAUUAUGUUGCAUUAGGCAUUUUAUGAUUCCAUUUAUUCUUACUUAAUUCCAUAUUCCAGAUUAUAUUUAGAAGAACAGAGAAUAAAGCAUAAUACAAAGUU